AUGCAAGAGGUAGAGCAAGCGACUGCAGACAAUAAGAGUUGUCAAGUUGAAUAUCUGAAAACUCCCGUCACAUCGGAGAAUGACAAGAAGGAAUAUAGAGCCAUCAGAUUACCAAACGGGUUAGAAGCUUUGUUAAUAUCCGAUGAAGAUUCAAAGACACGCUCAUCUCAACAUCAAGAUAUGAAAAAUGAAAUGAAGGCAACAUGUUGCUUAUGUGCGAGAACAGAAAAUUUCAAAGAGACACCAGAAUUUCCAGGCAUAUCAUUUUUCUUCGAAUAUAUCCUUGUGACUGAAUUCGAAAAACAUUGCCAAAAAUAUGAUUUAGAAAAAUUCACCUAUAAACAUGGAGGCAGCUGUACUUCCUUACUUGAAUGCGAAUAUACAUUGUCGUUUAUCUUUGACAUUCAAGAGAAACACUUAUUAUCAGUUCUCAUUCAUUUUGCUGAAUUUUUCACCAACCCUCUACCGGAAAAAGAUGCAUUUAUGCAGAAUCGAAACAACAUAAAAGAAGAAUUUCAGACAGCCUUAAAUUUUGCCAAGGAGAAAAGAGUUGAGCAACCACAGCUUUCCUCCUUUACGCGAACUAAUCAUCCAAUCAACCAGAUUACAGAGGAUCGUAUUAUAAAAGAGCACGAAAAUUUGGAUUACACAAAAUUAUAUAAAGAGCUACAAAAAUUCAAAGAACGCUAUUAUAGUGCUCGCAGAAUGAAGCUGGUUAUACAGGCAAGAUUACCGUUGAAUACAUUGGAACAAUAUGUGACAAUUGAUACGUGUUUUGUUAAUAUACCAACUAACGAACUAUCUCCCGAUGACUCUACCGAAUUAAUAAUAAAUAGUGUUCCUUUUGAUUUUGCCGCUUUCCAAAAAAUGUAUAAAAUUUCCACUUCGACACGUUUUUGGACACAUCUUGCACAACUGGAAAUAACAUGGUUCAUGCCUCCGCUACUUGAUUUAUAUAAAAGUAAACCAUAUCGAUAUAUAUCGUGGCUUAUUAGACGUGAAGGAAAAGGUUCCCUAAUUAGUUAUCUACGCAAAAAAAUGUGGAAUAUUACCGUUUCCAAUGAGGAUAUUUGUUACACUAUACAUAGUUUUACGUACAGCUUAGUCAAGAUUAUUAUAGAUCUAUCCAAUGAAGGAAAACGACAUAUAAAGGAGGUUCUAGAUACAAUAUUUUCCUAUAUUAAUUUGUUAAAGAAGGAAGGUCCACAGAAAAAAAUUUACGACGAGUUUAGUAAGAGUUCAGAAAAUUCUUUUAGAUUUUUUGGUGAAAAGAAACCAAAGGAUAAUGUGAGCAGUUUAUGUAUAAAUUUGCACCACUAUCCGUCGCGCGAUUAUCUAACUGGAAGCGAAAUUUAUUUUGAAUAUGAUCCAGAAGUUAUAACAAAAAUUUUGAAUUGCUUGACGCCAGAGGCUGCGAAUAUUAUAAUUUUCGACAAGGACUUUGACGAUCUGGAAUUAGAUAAAGUCGAUUCAUGGUCAAAAGCGAGGUAUACAGACAUCGAGAUACCACAGGAAUGGCUCGAACACUGGAAAUCCGUCGAGCCAUUGCCAGAUUUUCAUUUACCGGACAAGAAUAAAUACCUUCAUGUUAAACAUUCUUUAGAACCAUUGCCAGCAAAAGUUCCAAAAUAUCCUGUAAAAUUAUACAGUGAUAGUGUAUCAGAGCUUUGGUAUCGCCCGGAUCCCAAGUUUCGUUUGCCAAUAUCUUUUAUGUAUACACAUUUUAUUUCUUGUCUAGGACUUCAGUCACCGGAAAAUGCCGCUCUCAUGACAGUGUACUGCAACAUAAUAAAACUUCUAGUGGUGGAAGAAUUAUAUCCAACUGUAGAGAGUGGGUAUGUGUAUGACAUCAGUGUUAGUGAGAAAGGAAUUAUAACAAAAAUAUCCGGACAUAAACCGAUCACAUUGUUUGUAACUAUAAUAAAAUACAUGAUGGACUGUUCAAAUGUUACGAAGGAAAUGUUCGAAAUGAUCAGAGAUAAACAAGUUGAUAUCUCUAACGACACAUUCACUAAACCUGAGGAUCUCGCUAAGGAUGUGAAAUUACGGAUACUAAAGUUAGCCCAUUAUACAUACGUUGAUAUUAACAAUGCUCUACAAAAUGUCAGUUUUGAAGAAUUUCAAAAUUUUGCAAAAUUUUUUACCAAUCGUCUAUACAUUCAGUGUCUCGUGCAAGGCAAUAUAAUGCAAGAUGCUGCGAUCGAGUCUAUGCAACAAUGUGUUGAAACACUUAAAUGUGACUCUUUACAUUCUAGUAUGAUGCAACCGAAUAGAGUCUUUCAGAUACCCUUGGGCACAAGUUAUUACAAAUUGAAAAAUAUUAACAAAUGUGAUCCAACUUCCGUUGUGAUAAAUACUUAUCAAAUCGAUGUCACGUCAAUUGGGUUAUCAAUGUUAAUGAGACUAAUAAUCAUGAUAAUGAAAAAACAAUUAUCAUUGAAAUGUCGAUCAAUCCAAAAUAAUCUUAUACAACAUAUUUCAUGCGACUAUACGGAUGUCGAUGGAAUUUUAGAAUAUUCUAUUAGUGCCGUUCAAACAGUGGCAAAUAAAUUAUACACAUCUGAGCAGAUUGACAAGUGGAUUGAUGGAUUUCUGGAAUUUUUUAGAGACUUUCUGAAUGAAUUUUCAGAAAAUGACUUAGAUGAUGUUAAAGAAAGAUUAAGAAUACUGAAGCAACAUGUUGAUAUGAAUGUUGAAGAAGAAGUUAAUAGAAACUGGAAUGAGAUCAUGGAGUGUCAAUACAUGUUUGACAGACACGAGAAAGAAAUACUUUCAUUAAACAAAAUAAAAAUAAACGAACUAAGAGAAUGGUUUGAUAAGUACACGUUGGACGAAAAUUAUGUGAAAAAAUUGAGUGUACAUAUUACAGGAACUGAUCCAGACAAAGCGCAGUCCAUUGCUUUGGAAUACAUAAUCGAUGAACAUCAACAGAAGAACAUUGAAGAAAAUUAUAUUAUUAAUGUAGAAGAAUAUCAGAAAAAACUUUACGUUUAUCCAGUAACUGAGAGGUAA
Molecule: messenger RNA, 3012 nt
Organism: Trachymyrmex cornetzi
Lineage: Eukaryota; Metazoa; Arthropoda; Insecta; Hymenoptera; Formicidae
Product: nardilysin
Exons: 12
Coding region: 1-3012 (1003 amino acids)
Molecular function (GO): metal ion binding
Source: RefSeq, a predicted model, not a curated record